Messenger RNA from Pteropus alecto (black flying fox), 5013 nucleotides. RefSeq names its product contactin associated protein like 2 (gene CNTNAP2). Bases 120 to 3956 code for a protein of 1278 amino acids. The transcript has 24 exons. The record is from RefSeq and is a predicted model, not a curated record. NCBI's taxonomy places the organism in Eukaryota, Metazoa, Chordata, Mammalia, Chiroptera, Pteropodidae.
GGCUCUGGCUGGCCAGCAGCGUCCUCUGCAGAGCCUGGACGGCCCCCUCGGCGUCCCAAAAAUGUGAUGAACCACUUGUGUCUGGACUCUCCCAUGUGGCUUUCAACAGCUCGUCCUCUAUGUCUGCGAGCUAUUCUCCUGGCUAUGCCAAAAUCAACAAGCGAGGGGGUGCUGGAGGAUGGUCUCCAUCUGACAGUGACCAUUAUCAAUGGCUUCAGGUUGACUUUGGCAAUCGGAAGCAGAUCAGCGCCGUUGCAACCCAGGGAAGAUACAGCAGCUCGGACUGGGUGACCCAAUACCGCAUGCUCUACAGUGACACGGGGAGAAACUGGAAACCCUAUCAUCAAGACGGGAAUAUCUGGGCAUUUCCUGGGAACAUCAACUCUGACAGCGUGGUGCGCCAUGACCUGCAGCACCCGGUCGUUGCCCGCUACGUGCGCAUGGUGCCCCUGGACUGGAACGGAGAAGGCCGCAUUGGGCUCAGAAUCGAAGUCUAUGGCUGUUCUUACUGGGCUGAUGUUAUCAACUUUGAUGGCCAUGUUGUGUUACCAUAUAGAUUCAGAAACAAGAAGAUGAAAACACUGAAAGAUGUCAUUGCCUUGAAAUUUAAAACCACUGAAAGUGAAGGCGUGAUCUUGCACGGAGAAGGACAGCAGGGGGAUUACAUUACUUUGGAACUGAAAAAAGCCAAGCUGGUCUUCAGUUUAAACCUAGGAAGCAACCAGCUUGGCCCCAUAUAUGGCCACACAUCUGUGAUGAUGGGAAGUCUGCUGGAUGACCACCACUGGCACUCUGUGGUCAUUGAGCGCCAGGGCCGGAGCAUUAAUCUCACCCUGGACAGGAGCAUGCAGCACUUCCGCACCAACGGCGAGUUCGACUACCUGGACCUGGACUAUGAGAUAACCUUUGGAGGCAUACCUUUCUCUGGUAAGCCGAGUUCCAGCAGUAGAAAGAAUUUCAAAGGCUGCAUGGAAAGCAUUAACUACAAUGGCAACAACAUAACUGAUCUUGCGAGAAGGAAGAAACUGGAGCCCUCAAAUGUGGGAAAUUUGAGUUUCUCAUGUGUGGAGCCCUACACAGUGCCUGUCUUUUUCAAUGCUACCAGUUACUUGGAGGUGCCUGGACGGCUGGACCAAGACCUGUUUUCAGUCAGUUUUCAGUUCAGAACUUGGAACCCCAGUGGUCUCCUGCUCUUCAGUCACUUUGCAGAUAAUUUGGGCAAUGUGGAGAUUGACCUCACUGAAAGCAAAGUUGCUGUUCAUAUCAACAUCACGCAGACCAAGAUGAGCCAAAUAGAUAUUUCCUCAGGUUCUGGGUUAAACGAUGGACAGUGGCAUGAGGUUCGUUUCCUAGCUAAGGAAAAUUUUGCUAUUCUCACCAUCGAUGGCGAUGAGGCAUCAGCAGUUCGCACUAAUAGUCCUCUUCAAGUUAAAACUGGCGAGAAGUACUUCUUUGGAGGUUUUCUGAACCAGAUGAGUAACUCAAGUCACUCCGUCCUUCAGCCUUCAUUCCAAGGAUGCAUGCAGCUCAUUCAAGUGGAUGAUCAGCUUGUAAAUUUAUACGAGGUGGCACAAAGGAGGCCGGGAAGCUUUGCGAACGUCAGCAUCGACAUGUGCGCCAUCAUAGACAGAUGUGUGCCCAAUCACUGUGAGCAUGGUGGGAAGUGCUCGCAAACGUGGGACAGCUUCAAAUGCACUUGUGAUGAGACGGGAUACAGUGGGGCCACCUGCCACAACUCUAUCUAUGAGCCUUCCUGCGAAGCGUACAAACACCUAGGCCAGACGUCAAAUUACUACUGGAUAGAUCCUGAUGGCAGUGGACCACUGGGGCCUCUGAAAGUUUACUGCAACAUGACAGAAGACAAAGUGUGGACCAUAGUGUCUCACGAUCUGCAGAUGCAGACGACGGUGGUGGGCUACAACCCGGAAAAGUACUCGGUGACACAGCUCAUCUACAGCGCCUCCACAGACCAGAUCAGUGCCAUCACCAGCAGCGCCGAGUACUGUGAGCAGUACGUCUCCUACUUCUGCAAGAUGUCCAGGUUGUUGAACACCCCAGAUGGAAGUCCUUACACCUGGUGGGUUGGCAAAGCCAACGAGAAGCACUACUACUGGGGAGGCUCCGGGCCCGGAAUUCAGAAAUGUGCCUGUGGCAUUGAACGCAACUGCACAGACCCCAGGUACUACUGCAACUGUGAUGCGGACUACAAGCAGUGGAGGAAGGAUGCUGGCUUCUUAUCCUACAAAGAUCACCUGCCAGUGAACCAGGUGGUGGUUGGAGAUACUGACCGGCAAGGCUCAGAAGCCAAACUGAGCGUGGGUCCCCUGCGCUGCCAAGGAGACAGGAGUUACUGGAACGCUGCGUCUUUCCCCAACCCGUCAUCCUACCUGCACUUCUCCACUUUCCAAGGGGAAACCAGUGCCGACAUUUCUUUCUACUUCAAAACGUUAGUCCCACGGGGAGUGUUCCUGGAAAACCUGGGGAACACGGAUUUCAUCAAGCUCGAGCUGAAAUCUGCCACAGACGUGUCCUUUUCAUUCGAUGUUGGAAAUGGGCCCGUGGAGAUUGUGGUGAGGUCGCCCUCGCCUCUCAACGAUGACCAGUGGCACCGGGUCAUCGCGGAGAGGAAUGUCAAGCAGGCCAGCCUGCAGGUGGAUCGGCUGCCACAGCAGACCCGCAAGGCACCGACAGAAGGGCACACGCGCCUGGAGCUCUACAGCCAGCUGUUUGUUGGUGGCGCCGGAGGCCAGCAGGGUUUCCUGGGCUGCAUCCGCUCCCUGCGGAUGAAUGGGGUGACUCUGGACCUGGAAGAAAGAGCAAAGGUCACCUCCGGGUUCAAAUCCGGAUGCUCGGGCCACUGCACCAGCUACGGGACGAACUGUGAGAACGGAGGCAAGUGCGUAGAGAAAUACCACGGCUAUUCCUGUGACUGCUCCAGCACGGCGUACGACGGGACAUUCUGCAACAAAGAUGUUGGUGCAUUUUUUGAAGAGGGGAUGUGGCUACGGUAUAAUUUCCAGGCGCCCGGGGUCGGCAGCAAGGAAUCGGGCAGUAGAUCGGAGGGCUCGCCUGACCCGCAGGGCUCCCCGCCGGACCUGACCCACGAGGAGAUCCGAUUCAGCUUCAGCACCACCAAGGCGCCCUGCAUUCUCCUCUACGUCAGCUCCCUCACCACGGACUUCUUGGCAGUGCUCGUCAAACCCACCGGAGGCUUACAGGUCCGGUACAGCCUCGGUGGCACCAGAGAACCCUUUAGCAUCGACGCAGACACCAGGAACAUGGCCAAUGGGCAGCCCCACAGCGUUAACAUCACCCGUCAUGGGAAGACCAUAGUCCUCAAGCUUGAUCAUUAUCCUUCUGUGAGCUACCAUCUGCCAAGUUCAUCUGACACACUGUUCAACUCUCCCAAGUCGCUCUUUCUAGGAAAAGUUAUAGAAACAGGGAAGAUUGACCAAGAGAUUCACAAGUACAACACCCCAGGAUUCACAGGGUGCCUCUCCAGGGUCCAGUUCAACCAGCUCGCCCCGCUCAAGGCGGCCCUGCGGCAGACCAACGCCUCUGCUCACGUGCACAUCCAGGGCGAGCUGGUGGAGUCCAACUGCGGGGCCUCCCCGCUCACGCUCUCGCCUAUGUCGUCUGCCACCGACCCCUGGCACUUGGACCACCUGGAUUCAGCCAGUGCUGAUUUUCCAUAUAAUCCAGGACAAGGCCAAGCUAUAAGAAAUGGAGUCAACAGAAACUCGGCAAUCAUUGGAGGGGUCAUCGCCGUGGUGAUUUUCACCAUUCUCUGCACCUUGGUCUUCCUCAUUCGCUACAUGUUCCGCCACAAGGGCACCUACCACACCAACGAAGCGAAGGGGGCAGAGUCAGCAGAGAGCGCAGACGCUGCCAUCAUGAACAACGACCCCAACUUCACGGAGACCAUCGAUGAAAGCAAAAAGGAGUGGCUCAUCUGAGGGGUGGCUCUGUGGCUGUCGGAUGGGGGGGAUUGUUAGGGGCAAGGGAAAGGGACAAAAGCACCCUGCUUCACACUCUUGAGCACAUCCUUAAAAUAUCAGCACAAGUUGGGGGAGGCAAGCAACAGAAAAUUCUUGAGACUGAUUACCACAAAAAAAUACUUUUUAAUAUUUCUUUAUAGCUGAGUAUCGAAACAAAGUAAUACAAAAAUGCUUUUAGAGUUUCAGCAAUGGUUGAAAUUUGUAGGUAAUAUCUGUCUUAUUUUGUGUGUGUUUAGAGGUGUUCUAAAAACCCAUGGUAACAGGGCAAGUUUUCUACAUGUUUAAGAGCCCUUAGAAUGUGGACAUUUUUUCUUGAGAAAAGCUGUUGCACAUCCAUAUGGCCUCCAGCAUUCUCUCCCUUUUGCAUCUAGUCAGCUUUUAAUGGGCUGUUGUAGUUACUAGUUCGUGUCCAUAUAAUGUUUCUUUUAGUGUCCUAUAAAUUGGAGAAGGAGAGGAAGGGGCAAAGAGAACCUGUCAUUUGCCAGUUUGCAAAGCGACCUCAUUCGAUGCCAACUUCCUCACAGUUCCUGCCUGAAGCAGCUGAAGAAAGAAAGUGCAUGGCACCUGUUGGUUACAGCAUAAUCAGCACCAUGGAGAGAGCCUUAAGAACCAGAGCAAGUAGUUUCAUAUUGGGUGGUUGGUUUUAUUUUUCAUCGAAUACUACAAGAUCAUAUGGCUCCACGUAUGUAAUCUUAGACCUCUUCAGUAUCUGUAACUAUCAGUUGUAACUGGCUGUUGUGAAAGAUUUUUCUUCCGCUUUACCUUCAACAUACUGGGUUGCAUUAUGUGUAUGUGUAAGCACCUCACUGGGCAAUUAGAGCCAGAUAUUACGAUUUGUUUGCUCUGUUUCUUUUGUAAUUGCAGGAAGAGUAUGGACACGUUCUAGUGAAUGGGCAAAUUAGGUUGUUCUUAUUUUGCUUUAAAUCUCUGGUUUUUAAGCCCCUGUGACAAAAUCCUAGCAGACAGUGUCUUCUGAAUGGACACCCACAAUAAAGCCAAGUUCUGAUUGCUAUUA